Molecule: messenger RNA, 3130 nt
Organism: Hordeum vulgare subsp. vulgare (domesticated barley)
Lineage: Eukaryota; Viridiplantae; Streptophyta; Magnoliopsida; Poales; Poaceae
Product: auxilin-related protein 2-like
Exons: 8
Coding region: 94-2718 (874 amino acids)
Biological process (GO): clathrin-dependent endocytosis; clathrin coat disassembly
Cellular component (GO): cytoplasm; intracellular membrane-bounded organelle; vesicle
Molecular function (GO): clathrin binding
Source: RefSeq, a predicted model, not a curated record
AUCACCACCUUCCUCCCCUUUCCCACCACUUUCUCUCUCCCGAUCUCUCCCCCUUCCCCUCUCCGGCGAGGCCGCCGCCGCCAUUCGCCGGCCAUGGACGGCAUCGAAGGGCUCCUGGCGAGGGACUUCGGAGUGCGGCCGCAGGGCAAGGCCGCGCCCAUGGCCGCCGCCCGCGGCGGUGGACCCGCUUGGCCCAACCCCAGAUCCACCCCCGCCCCGUCCUACGACGGCCUCUUCGGCGCGCCCAUCCCCGCGGCCUCCGCCUCCGGUCCGCCCCUCGGCUCGAUCUUCGACUCGUUCAAGGGACUCUCCUCGUCAUCGUCGUCGGCAGCUGGAACCAAGCCGGUGUUCGACGACGACUUCUUCGAACCGGUCCGCGGGCUGAGGGCCUCCAACUCCACGUACGACAGUGACGGCGUAUUCGGGAUGGGGGCACCCUCGGCGGCUCCCGCUUACGACGUGUUCACGAGCAGCAACCGCUCGGCUCCGCCUUCCUAUGGCGACUUCCUAGGGGGCUUCGGCGGGAAGCCGCAAGCGGAGGAGAUAAAGUCGGUGGUGGUCGAGGACGACGACGACCUGUUGGGAGGGUUUGGAAUGAAGCCGGCCGGGGAGAAGAAGAAGUCGGUGGUGGAGGAGGACCAGCAGGGCACCGGGUUCGAUGAUCUGAUCCCAGGUUUCGCCAGUAGCAGCCCGCCAAAGAGUAGGAACCCUAAUGAUGAUAACAAAAAGAAGCCAGCAGUUCCAGCUUCAAAAUCAACAACCAGCUUCGUAGAUGAUCCAUUUGUUGUCCUAGAAAGAGUUUCUGUUCCAGGUUCCGCAUGUCCAUCCCCGGGGAGAUUCACAGAUCCCUUGGAAGAUCUUGAUAAGUCUGAUAACACUGAAGGCAAGAAUGUUGAUAGUGAUGCUGCUGCUGAUAGUCUAUUUGAGGAUUCUAGUGCUUUUAACCAGGUCCCAAAAUCAGAUCCUUCGUUCACUUCAGAAAUCAAUGGCGACACCAAGAAUAGUCAUCUACAAAGCAAAGCCCAAGAGUCAAGUUCUGUACAAAGCUCAGUGAAGAGAAAUCCAGCAAGCAGAUCUUCUCUGGAGGACUUCAGAAAUGGCAUGCCAAAAUCACAAUCUGCAAGGUACUCUGAUAUUCAUGUCGAUGACAUUUCAGAGAGAUACAGUGGCAAUGGUAUGGAUGAUCAGUCACCGAUAUCUACUGAAUCCGAAGACGAUAUAUGGCUUACAGUUUCUGAGAUCCCCCUCUUCACACGGCCAACUAGUGCUCCGCCACCUUCCAAAUCUCCGCCUCUUCUUAAACAAAAACCCCUGGGUGCAAAAGCAAAUGGAGAAGAUGACGAGUAUGUGUUGCGGUCUAGCCAAAAGCACAACCACUACAAAGAUACGCCAGAGCAAGCAGAUGAUUCUUCAGUAGAUGAAUCAGAAGGUGUUGCCAUGGGAAAGCAUCAGAUGCCAGCUUAUUAUGAUAAAAAUGCUUUUGAUGAUGACGAAGAGUUUGAUUCAAAUUCAUCAGCUCGUGAAGAGAGAGAAAGCCAGGAAAGAUUAGAACAUGCGCGAGAAAUGAGACUAAGGGAGGAACAGAGAAGACUUGAAAAGGAGAGGGUAUUGGAACAGCAAAGAGAGAAACAGGCAGUUGAGAGGGCUACGAAGGAGGCACGGGAGAGAGCAGUUGCUGAAGCACGUGCAAAAGCUGAAAGGGAUGCCCGCCAACGCUCACAGCGUGCUGCUGUGCAGAGGGCUCACCAGGAAGCCCGUGAGAGGGCUGCAGCUGAGGCUAAAGAUAGGGUUGCAAGGGCUGCUGCAGAAGAACGGGAGAGGGCUGCUGCUGAGGCCAGGGAAAGGGAGAGAACUGCUGCUAGGGAGAGGGCUGCAGCAGAAGGUGCUGCUGCAGAGAGAGUUCAGCAGGAAGCAAGGAAGAGAGCUGAGCGAGCUGCGGUCGAAAGAGCUGCUGCUGAGGCUCGACAAAGGCAGGCAGCAGCGGCGGCGGCGGCAAAAGAAAAACAGAGCACACCAAAUGAUGUUGAGUCUUUCUUUCGUAUGGAUGCUCGAGAUACUAGUGCAGCAAAGCAGAGGGGCCCAACACCAACAGUGGACUCUAUGUUUGAUUCUCAACCGCAAGGUAGAGGAACAGUUAAUGGAUCACAGAGAACAACCUCUACCUUGGCCUCUACCAGAAAAGCAAACCCACCACCAGCCACAAAUAUUUUUGGCAAUGGUCUAUCUGACUUAUUUGAAUUUGAAAGUACCCGAUCAUCAUCUGACGUAUUUCAAGAUGUUGAGGGGGAGAGUGAAGAAAGAAGACGUGCUAGGUCAGAACGUCAUCAGAGGACCCGUGAACGAGCGGCAAAAGCUUUGGCUGAGAAGAAUGAAAGAGAUAUGCAGGUUCAGAGGGAACAAGCAGAAAGAGAUAGAAUUGGUGACUCAUUAGACUUUGAAAUUAAGAGGUGGGCUGCUGGAAAAGAGGGCAACUUGCGUGCUUUAUUAUCAACUCUGCAAUAUAUACUUUGGCCAGAGUGUGGAUGGCAGGCUGUAUCCUUGACCGAUUUGAUUACUGGUGCUUCUGUUAAAAAGCAGUACAGAAAGGCAACGUUAUGCAUCCAUCCUGAUAAGGUGCAACAGAAGGGUGCGACUCUUCAACAGAAAUAUAUUGCUGAGAUGGUCUUUGACAUGCUCAAGGAGGCAUGGAACAAAUUCAAUUCUGAAGAGCUCUUUUAAGCCAUCCUUGUGUAUAUACAGCCAGCUUUUAACUAAAUGUACCCACGUGAAGCCCUGGAGGAUUAAGAUGCAGCCGAUCUUCUUGGUGCAGCUCCAUCAAAGUUAUCAGUGUAUAAUAGGUUAUGUUCAAAUACAGACUUCUGUUCUUUGAGGAUUGAUGACCCAAUUACUUUGGGAUGAUUCUUUUUUAUAUUAUAUAUCUUGGAGGGCCAAGAUUACAUGUAUUUCUUCAAUACCAUUUGUCUAUAGUCAGACCACAGAAAGUCGAAACCACAGUUUAUGCUUAAGAUCUUACAAGAAACAGAUGUACAAUUAUGUUUUGCCCUGUCAUUAUUCUCACUCUUGUACUCCAUUUGACUAUCAAUUCUCGACAUGAUUUGCAAUUUUGGAUUACCCAGCAGUUUUCCUCAAA